This is a messenger RNA of Oncorhynchus nerka (sockeye salmon), 2781 nucleotides long. Its product is annotated as palmitoyltransferase ZDHHC14-like. Gene Ontology annotation, molecular function: protein-cysteine S-palmitoyltransferase activity. Gene Ontology annotation, cellular component: endoplasmic reticulum; Golgi apparatus. Gene Ontology annotation, biological process: protein targeting to membrane; peptidyl-L-cysteine S-palmitoylation. The transcript has 10 exons. The record is from RefSeq and is a predicted model, not a curated record. Lineage: Eukaryota; Metazoa; Chordata; Actinopteri; Salmoniformes; Salmonidae. Bases 591 to 2084 code for a protein of 497 amino acids.
GUUGUUUGUUAGUUGCGAUGAGCAGUGCAACGUGAUGGAGAUAACAGUGUGAAUGCUUUCCGAACAAACACAGUGGGAUAUCCCGAUGUUUCAGCAGCCUUGCUGGGAAUGGUGCAACUUUUCACUACGCAAGCGAACGAGUACGUGACAUAAUUAUGUGAAUAUCCCCAAAUUUAACAACUGUAGAUGGAAAUUGGACCUGCAAGCGCGUUCUGAUUUUUCGUAUCACACGCAAACUUGUCUGAGAAUCCCUCGCGCGUCUUUCCACUGUGGUUGAGUUUGAAAUGGUGUGGCGUGGGACCUACCCAGACUAUCCUCAGAUUUUUCCAUGAUUGAAGUGUUUGAUAUUUUCAAAUCAGUCGUAAGCCUUUUGUAAUUAUUGUAAUUCCGAGAGAAAUUAUGAUAUUGUUUUCGACUGCAGUUCGCAACAAACACGGAUAAGGAGACCAGAAAAAAGUGGCGUACCAGCAGUCUCGACUUUCUUUGGUGAGCUGUCCAGAGGGCUGUCAAAACUGGAGGGUUUCUGUGAUGCGGUGCUCCUGGCCCUGGACUGCUUCAACUGUGGAGGGGAUCUCACUGAGUGACCAUUGAUGCUGCAACUCGGGGUGGCUGAGCCUAUGCGAGAGUGCGAAUACAGCCAGAUCAGCACUCGCAGCUCAACCCCAAUGGAAACUCCAUACAAGAAGAGGACCCCCAAAAAGAGGAAGUGGCAAGCCUUCCCGGGGCGGAAUAAAUUUUACUGCAAUGGGAGGAUCAUGAUGGCCAGACAGACAGGGGUCUUCUACCUCACCCUCGUCCUCAUUCUCAUCACAAGCGGACUCUUCUUCACUUUUGACUGUCCCUUCCUGUCGGUGCAGCUCACCCCAGCCAUCCCAGUGAUAGGGGGGGUGCUAUUUGUCUUUGUGCUGGGGACUCUCUUCAGGACGAGCUUCAGUGACCCGGGGGUCCUGCCCCGAGCUACACCUGAUGAGGCUGCAGACCUGGAGAGACAGAUCGAUGUAGCCAACGGCUCCAGUUCGGGGUACCGGCCGCCCCCCAGGACGAAAGAGGUGGUCAUCAAUGGGCAGACGGUCAAGCUCAAGUACUGCUUCACCUGUAAGAUCUUCAGACCACCACGUGCCUCUCACUGCAGCCUUUGUGACAACUGUGUCGAGCGUUUUGACCACCACUGUCCCUGGGUGGGGAACUGUGUUGGGAAGAGGAACUACCGUUUCUUCUACAUGUUCAUCCUCUCCCUCUCCUUCCUCACAAUCUUCAUCUUCGCCUUUGUCAUCACACAUGUCAUCUUACGAUCCCAUCGACAAGGGUUCCUCAACGCACUCAAAGACACUCCUGCUAGUGUGCUGGAGGUGGUGGUGUGUUUCUUCUCUGUCUGGUCCAUAGUGGGGCUGUCUGGAUUCCACACAUACCUGAUCAGCUCCAACCAGACCACAAAUGAAGAUAUCAAAGGGUCGUGGUCGUCUAAAAGAGGGAAAGACAAUUAUAACCCUUACAGCCACGGAAACAUAUUAACCAACUGCUGUGCAGCACUGUGCGGACCCCUGCCACCCAGUCUCAUCGACAGAAGAGGCUUUGUCCAAUCAGACACGCCACAGCCCACCCCGCCAACCAAUGGCAUCACCAUGUAUGGAUCCACCCAAUCACAGAGCCACAUGUGUGUUCAAGACCAGUGCAUUCAGAGCACCAAAUUCGUUUUGCAGGCUGCCGCCACGCCCCUGAUGCAGAGUGAGCCGGUCAUCCUCACAGACGAGGCCUCUCUACCGGGCAGGACGUCAUUAGGCGGUCCCUGCUCUGGAGCCCUGCCGCUAGGGGGCCAGCCUACACCCCCCACCUCCACCCCCAACCUCAGCUGUGACAAUGGCAUGCUGCCCACCCGGAACGACCACAGCGAAGCGCACCACCACACGGACGGGGUCCACCACCACUUCCUCACGCCUGAGGAAGCCCCCUCGCCACCGGGCAUGCUUCCCUGCGGCAGCCCCCUGGGACACAGCCACACCAUUCAGGGCUUCUACAACCCAGCCAGCCAGGACUCUCUACAUGAGGACUCUGUCAGAGGCCUGGUCAAACUCAGCUCUGUCUGACAGGGGGUUCACUCAUAUCUGUCCAUCCCCUAAAACACUCCCCCCAGGCUCUCCAUCCACACCUGUGCCAAACAGUGGGUCUUCCCAACCCUGAAUGCCUGUAACCAAUAUCCUCUCCGUCCUCUAAAAUCACAGGACUUCUCUAAAAGACUGUGAUACUAUUUGGCUACUGAGAGCAGAAUUGAACUAGGACCUUCCCUCCUAAGCCAACGACUUGCCAAACCUCUGCAUCAUACAGGGGGUUGUUGCUGGUGAAGGGCCCAGGGGACUUGUGCUUGUCCUGUGCUCCUCUUCUACUGAAGCGUAGUCCACUGUCCUGGGAGGGGGACAGACAAAAGAGGGCUGUCUGUCAGCUAUUUAAAGCAGAAAGAGGUGGCGUUGUGAGUUAUUCCUAAACAUGUUAAAGAAAAGCUGCUUUAUUUCUGUCGUGAAUCACAGGUCUGCCAUUUAUUUUUUUGUACAACGGACUAUGGCCUACUUGUUGAUCUGAUGGACAGUGUCUUUGCCUUUCUAUCUGAUUCUGGUUUACAGUCAAUCACCAAACAAGAGUUGUCAUCAUGAUGUAUAUCAUUUAAUUCAUACAUGUUUUUAAGUUACAUGUUAAGAUUCUGUAUUGUGCCAUACCAAGGUCAUUUCUUUUCCUCAAGUUCUUUUUCCUGUGGAUAUAUGAAUAAAAUCACAUUUUUAAGGAACUAGA